Messenger RNA from Echinops telfairi (small Madagascar hedgehog), 2037 nucleotides. It is a transcript of the gene IRF5, whose product is annotated as interferon regulatory factor 5. Gene Ontology annotation, biological process: regulation of transcription by RNA polymerase II; immune system process. The record is from RefSeq and is a predicted model, not a curated record. Gene Ontology annotation, molecular function: RNA polymerase II cis-regulatory region sequence-specific DNA binding; DNA-binding transcription factor activity, RNA polymerase II-specific; protein binding. Bases 8 to 1507 code for a protein of 499 amino acids. Gene Ontology annotation, cellular component: nucleus. Lineage: Eukaryota; Metazoa; Chordata; Mammalia; Afrosoricida; Tenrecidae. The transcript has 8 exons.
CAUUGCCAUGAACCAGCCUGCCCCUGGGGUGCCCCCCGUGCCCCGCCGGGUGCGGCUGAAGCCCUGGCUGGUGGCCCAGGUGAACAGCUGCCAGUACCCAGGCCUUCAGUGGGUCAACGGGGAGAGGAAAUUCUUCUACAUUCCCUGGCGCCACGCCACACGGCACGGCCCCAGCCAGGAUGGGGACAACACCAUCUUUAAGGCCUGGGCCCAGGAGACAGGCAAGUACACGGAGGGGGUGGACGAGGCAGACCCUGCCAAGUGGAAGGCCAACCUGCGCUGCGCCCUGAACAAGAGCCGCGACUUCCGCCUCAUCUACGACGGGCCCCGAGACAUGCCGCCCCAGCCUUACAAGAUCUACGAGGUCUGCUCUAAUGGCCCCGCGCCCACAGAAGCCCAGCCCAGUGAGGACUACUCGGUGGGGGCAGGAGAGGAGGAGGAAGAGGAAGAGGAAGAGCUCCAGAGGAUGCUACCAAGCCUGAGCCUUACAGAAGCAGUGCAGCCUGGUGCCCCUAUGGGAUCUUAUUCGGUGCCCAAAGAGGAGCUCAAGUGGCCCCCCACUCUCCAGCCAGGCCCUCCUGCCCCAGAGCCUGCCCUCCUGGCCCCUCCCCCUGGCAACCCCGCUGGCUUUGGGGAGCUGUUGCCCGAGGUCCUGCUGAACCUGGAGACUGGACCCCUGGCCGCCAGCCUGCCCCCGGCCCCAGAACAGUUCCUGCCCGACCUGCUGAUCAGCCCCCACAUGCUGCCUUUGACAGAUCUGGAGAUCAGAUUCCAGUAUCGAGGCCGGCCGCCUCGGGCCCUCACCAUCAGCAACCCCCACGGCUGCCGGCUCUUCUACAGCCAGCUGGAGGCGACGCAGGACCAGGUGGAGCUCUUCGGCCCCGUGAGCCUGGAGCAGGUGCGCUUCCCCAGCCCCGAGGACAUCCCCAGUGAUAAGCAGCGCUUCUACACCAACCAGCUGCUGGACGUGCUGGACCGCGGGCUCCUCCUGCAGCUGCAGGGCCAGGACCUGUACGCCGUGCGCCUGUGCCAGUGCAAGGUCUUCUGGAGCGGGCCCUGCGCCCCCGCCCACGGCACGCGCCCCAACCCCAUCCAGCGGGAGGUGAAGACCAAGCUCUUCAGUCUGGAGCAGUUCCUGCACGAGCUCAUCCUGUUCCAGAAGGGCCAGACCAACACCCCACCGCCCUUUGAGAUCUUCUUCUGCUUCGGGGAGGAGUGGCCCGACCGCAAACCCCGAGAAAAGAAGCUCAUCACUGUCCAGGUGGUGCCCGUGGCGGCCCGGCUGCUGCUGGAGAUGUUCUCCGGGGAGCUUUCCUGGUCUGCUGACAGUAUCCGGCUGCAGAUCUCAAACCCAGACCUCAAAGACCGCAUGGUGGAACAGUUUAAGGAGCUCCACCACCUCUGGCAGGCCCAGCAGCGUGUGCAGCCCAUGGCCCAGGCCCCUCCUGGGCCAAACCUUGGUGCUGACCAGGGACCCUGGCCCAUGCACCCAGUUGCCAUGCAGUAGUGUGGUUGUGGACCAUGCCUGGUGGCGGAGGGCUGAGUCAGUGAGCAUCUGGCUGACAGCAGGACCUCAGGUCUGGGUCCCCUGGAAGUGGAUUUGAGCCAUGGGGUUGUUUGAAGCAAGGCAGGAUCCUGAGACACUCCCUCCUGGAGCCUGGCUUUGUCUCCAGGGGUCAGUCUUCCCUGGGCCUGCCUUUCCUAGGCUCAUUAAGAGAUGAAUUCCUAGCAACAAGGGGCUGGAGGGGCACUGGCCAUCCCAGGGUGGCUGCCCCAUUUCCUGCAGCUGCUUGAGCCAAGGAGUGCUGUGAGUCUGGUCGCUGCCUUCAGUGGGUUCUCUGUAAGGCAUGGGCCUGAUUUGGGGGUUCCUUAGUUUGAGCCUCACUUCAUCUUACAGCUUCCUGAGACAGGUAUGAGCUCUUAGGUACCACACUGGAUCUUAAAAGGCUGCCAGCUGUCCCCUCCUUGACCGCUCAAGAACCCAGGGUAGAAAGUGAUAUUUGAUAUAUUUUUGGAUUAAUAAAUGUUAAAAACAGA